CCUUUGCACUGUAGAAGAAAUACGAUCAUAGCAGACAACAGGGAAUGAACAAACGGAAACACGCUGUGUAAACACACUCCGAAAAAUCAAACGAGUAGUAACGGGGAUGGGACUUCUAAGCGUCGACCAUUAAAGCUAUAAGUCUCGGAGAAAAAAAAUAGUUCUAAAAAUCUUGUGACGCAUGUGGACCGACUUCAGUGGCUGUUAUGCUGUGUAUUUUUUGACUGUCGCUUCUGCGUGUGUUGAAUGUUACGAGAGUAUCACUGCCGCUGUAUCUCUGUAGCAGAGGGAGGGAGCGAGAACUAGGCUGGACUGGGAGAAAGUAAAGAGGGAACGUUAUUACGUGUUUUCCGCUGAAGAAGGAGGAAAAGGGGGAGGCAAAAAUAUGCAUUUCAUGUCUUGAAUCGGGAGGAUGCAAACAGCUUGGUUAAUUCGAAGGUUUAAAAAACGUACAUGGAAGCGAGGGGGCAGCUGACAGCAAAUGAAACGAAGGGGAGAAUUGAGGAGAUAAGGUGUUUUCUCGGUCCCUAGCAGGCGGAUACAAAUUGCCGAUUUGCAUCCUUAUCUAUGUUUUCUGGUUCUUCUUGACAUACUGUACCUGGUAUGAGCUCACGCCGUGUUUGUAACACUUAAUAGAAAAAGAAGAAAGGGAUGCUGGGGAAAUCACUUUCUUAAAUCCAGUAUUACAGACUGUUAAUUUGAAGGUUCUUUUGGAUACUAUCAAGGAAGCUUUGUUUUAUGCAAGUAUUUUUAACCUUCAAAUGAGAAUUUAAGGGCCGCAUGCGUCUACCUGAUUAAAUGCAUCUUUUAAACGAGAAGUGCUGUUUAUAGUUAAACAGCAGCUAAUAAUUCUAACCAUAACUCCAAUGUAAGUCUUCGAGUGUAUAUAUGAAUACACCAUUUAUGGGACAAGCAGUGCUUACUUUGCCUUUAAAAUUAAUUAUUGGAAAUCGUCAUAAUUUCUGUGGUUUUGUACUCAAACUGAGUGAGAUUAAUUGGACUGGGAGAAAGUGGUGAUGCUUCGCAAGGAAGAGACUGGAACCCAACAGUCGGUUUCUCAUGGGGACAUUUGUGCACAAACAAAACUACGUAUACCGAAGGAUCAAUACUUCUAUUUUUUAUGUCUCGUUCAAAUGGAAUUUCGUAUUACACUGACGAAUAAACGCCUCGUUUCUGUCUGAUCGUUUCUUUACGUUAUCUUCUGGAACAGGUAUGGAUGCAUUACUUCCAUGUUACUGUAUUGCAAGACUUUGCCAUGGAAACCAAUGCAACCUCUGCGGCUUCAGAAAAUGACUUCGUGGGGGAUAUGUCAAAAUACCUAAUAUUUUAAGUCAUUACACAUCAAUCUGAUCUGUAGCUGGCGGAUGUACCUCACAGAAGCGAUCAUUUUAAGAAGAAUGGAUUAUCUUGCUCAUUGAAAAAUAGAACUAAAGGAGGAAAUAAUUGAUCUCAAAUAUAAAAUCUAUGUUGCGUUUUCUACGCAGGUUUUCUUAGACUGUUUUUUCGAAUGAAGACUACGGAUACAGUAGAGAGGAAACAAAGCACUGUAAAUUUGUACUAAUGUGUAAAAUACAAAGAUUUUCAUCAAUCACAGAGACAUUUUUUUGUGAUUGUGGGAAUAUCCUGUUUAAAAAGGUAUCUUAUUUUUCGAUAGAUAUUAAUAGAAAAGUUAAACUGACGUUAAACGUCUAACCUGAAAUAGUUUUGAUAUGAAGAAAAGCGGUUUGAUUAGUGUACAUUGAUUUUAAUGUGGAUACCUGCAUGAAAUGUAAGAAAGUGUAAUUAAAUAACUGCAUAUUGUUAACAUGAUUUGCUGCUGUUAAACUGAAGGUUAAAUUAUCUUUGAAGCAAAAGCUUAUUUUGUUUUGCACUGGAUGCAAGAAAACAACAAAAAAAAGUAAAUGUGCUUUGUAAGCAUAGGUUUGAAAAACAAAAUGGAUGUUUCAAGAAUAACUGAAUAUCACUAGGAAGUGUUUUUUUUAGAAAAAGCCAGGUUCAGUUAGGUUCCAAAAUGCCACGCAACCGGGCAUUCUCAGAACCUGAGUAUUCUGCAGAAUAUUCUGCAGAUUACUCAGUGAGCCUACCUUCAGACCCUGAGCAUGGAGUAGGCCGAACACACGAGGUGACAGUCCGCAACUCUGGCUGCUGCCUGUGCCUGCCUCGAUUCAUGAGACUCACCUUUGCUCCAGAGUCCCUCGAGAACCUUUACCAGACCUACUUCCGCCGACAGCGUCAUGAAACCUUGCUGGUGCUGGUGGUGUUUGCUGCGCUUUUUGACUGCUAUGUCAUUGUGAUGUGCACAGUGGUCUACACCAGUGACAAGCUGGCCUCCACUUUGGUGGCUAUCAUCGGACUGGCUGCCCACAUCCUGCUCUAUGUGCUGUGCAAAUAUGGGCUGCUUCCUGAUCGUAUAUCACGCAAAGUUGUCCCCUAUGCUCUCUGGGUCCUGAUUGCUGCACAGAUAUUCUCCUACUUGGGCCUGAACUUUGCUCACUACCACCAGGCCAGUGACACUGUUGGCUGGCAGGCCUUCUUUGUCUUCUCCUUCUUCCUCACACUGCCCCUGCGCCUCAUGCCCAUUGUCCUCAUCACUGCUGUUUCCUGUGGCAUCCAUACCCUGGUGCUGGGGGUGACCAUUGCUCAACAGGAACAGGAGGCCAUUGAAGGGAUAGCCCUUGUCCGGCAGUUGUUGGCAAACAUUGCCAUCUACCUGUGUGCCAUCACGGUGGGGAUCAUGUCCUAUUAUAUGGCAGACCGAAAGCAUCGCAAGGCUUUCCUGGAGGCGCGACAGUCCCUGGAGGUUAAGCUAAACUUGGAGGAGCAGAGUCAGCAGCAGGAGCGCCUUCUGCUGUCCAUUCUACCAAAGCAUAUUGCCGAUGAGAUGCUCAAGGAUAUGAAGAAAGAAGCUAGCCAGAAAGAGAUGCAACAGUUUAACACUAUGUACAUGUAUCGCCAUGAAAAUGUCAGUAUCCUGUUUGCUGAUAUUGUGGGCUUCACACAGCUAUCCUCAUCUUGCAGUGCCCAGGAGUUGGUUAAACUGUUGAAUGAAUUGUUUGCUCGUUUUGACAAACUAGCUGCUAAAUACCACCAACUGCGAAUAAAGAUCUUAGGGGAUUGCUAUUAUUGUAUCUGUGGCCUGCCGGAUUACCGAGAAGACCAUGCAGUCUGCUCUAUUUUGAUGGGGUUAGCCAUGGUGGAAGCCAUAUCGUAUGUGAGAGAGAAGACGAAGACUGAUGUUGACAUGCGGGUUGGAGUGCACACAGGCACUGUGCUAGGUGGGGUUCUUGGGCAGAAGCGCUGGCAAUAUGAUGUCUGGUCUACAGACGUCACUGUGGCAAACAAGAUGGAGGCUGGGGGCAUUCCAGGCCGAGUCCACAUUUCUCAAAGCACUCUGGAGUGCCUGCAUGGCGAGUUUGAAGUGGAGCCAGGAAGGGGUGGGGAGCGUAAUGAAUACCUGAAGGAGAAAGGCAUUGAGACAUACCUAGUGGUUGUACCCAAGAUGCCAUUCAGCAAAAAUGGUAUCAAUGGUGUUAAGCUGUCGCUCACAUCUUCAAACGGCAACUCUCCACUGCUCAUCAACACCAAGGAGUGCAACGGCAGUAUCAACACCACCUGCACCACCCCCGAGGAGCCCGAGGAGCUGGACACUCGGGUAGUGAAUCCUUCAUUCCCUAACCCCCGGCGGAGGCUGCGUCUGCGUGACCUGGCCGAGCGAGUGAUAGAUGCACAACAGAACGAGCAGGAGCUGAACAAGCUUCUGAAUGAAGCCCUGCUGGAGAGAGAAACUGUGCAGGCGCUGAAGGGAAAGCACACAAAUCGUCUCUCCAUGCGCUUUGUGGACCCUGAGAUGGAAACUCGGUUCUCUGUAGAGAAGGAGAAACAGAGUGGUGCUGCCUUUAGCUGCUCCUGUGUGGUGCUUUUCUUCACUGCCAUUGUGGAGGCACUCAUUGACCCGGGACUCAUUGCCAACUAUGUGACAUUCAUUGUUGGAGAGGUGCUGCUCCUCAUUCUCACCAUUUGUUCUUUGGCAGCCAUCUUCCCCCGGAUAUUUCCCAAGAAACUGGUCUCAUUUUCCACCUGGAUAGACCGUACACGCUGGGCCCGAAACACCUGGGCUAUGUCUGCCAUUUUCAUCCUCACCAUGGCGGACAUUGUGGAUAUGCUCAGCUGUCUGCAGCCCCCUCAGUCAUCUCAGAACAACACUGCGAUGGGUGUGACAGCAGGAGGCUGUGUAGACAAUCCUAAGUACUACAGCUACAUUGCAGUGCUGGCUCUGUUGGCCACCACCAUGCUGGUGCAAGUCAGUCACAUGGUGAAGCUUACUCUCAUGUUGCUCAUCACUAUAGCAACUGGCGUGGUUAAUAUUUACAGCUGGAGGGACAUUUUUGACCAGUAUGACCAAAUGCGCUUCAAAACGUACAUGUCCUCCCUUGUUCCCUCAAAAUAUUCCAUGACAGUGAUGAUCUUCAUAAUGAUGCUCAGCUUCUACUACUUUGCCCGUCAUGUGGAGAAGCUGGCUCGCACGCUGUUCCUGUGGAAGAUUGAUGUUCAUGACCAGAAGGAGAAGGUAUACGAGAUGCGUCGCUGGAAUGAAGCUCUUGUAACCAACAUGCUGCCUGAACAUGUGGCUCGUCACUUUCUAGGCUCUAAGAAACGAGACGAGGAGCUCUACAGCCAAUCAUAUGAUGAGAUUGGUGUCAUGUUUGCAUCAAUCCCCAAUUUCUCUGACUUCUACACUGAAGAGAGCAUUAACAAUGGAGGAAUUGAGUGUUUGCGGUUUCUUAAUGAGAUAAUCUCUGAUUUCGACAGUCUCCUCGAUGAACCUCAGUUUCGAUGCAUUACGAAAAUCAAAACCAUUGGCAGCACAUACAUGGCAGCCUCUGGUGUCACUCCAGACAUAAACACCAAUGGAUUCAACAACAGUCUGAAGAAAGAGGAGUUAUCAGACAAGGAGCGAUGGCAGCACCUGGCAGAUCUGGCUGAUUUUGCCCUGGCCAUGAAGGUCACCCUAAUGAACAUCAACUACCAGUCCUUUAACAACUUCAUGCUUCGUAUCGGUUUGAAUAAGGGUGCAGUGCUGGCAGGAGUGAUAGGAGCACGGAAACCUCACUAUGACAUCUGGGGCAACACUGUGAAUGUGGCCAGCCGAAUGGAGUCUACUGGAGUGAUGGGCAACAUUCAGGUUGUGGAGGAUUCCUAUACAAUCCUAAAGGAGUACGGGUUUCGGUUUGUGCGACGUGGGCCUAUCUACGUGAAGGGCAAAGGGGAGCUGCUGACCUUUUUUCUCAAAGGCAGGGAGAAGCAGGGCUCCUUCAUCAAUGGCUCCUCAGUCACCUUGCCACACCAGGUGGUGGACAGUUCAUGACAGAGCCACUAAGCCAUGCAAGACUGAUGGACACCAGGGAUCAAGCCUUAAAGGCAAACUGCAGGACCCACAUCUCUGACUACCUAUAUUCUUUUUUUAAGAAAAGGAAAAUUCUAUUGAAAAUUUAUGAAAAAACUGAGAAACCAGCUGAAAAAUUGAGAUUAGACCUUCUUCACCUUGAAUCAUACACCAGGAUUUCUUUUUUCUCUAUAUAUUUUUUCCUCAUUCAUUCACGGAUGAUAACUCGAAAUCAGACAUACAGUACAGAUGAACCUCAGACAUUCAGAGCCCUCUCGUGACCCAGCUGAUCAAUCACAAAUGUUUUAUUUCUAGAAUGGAAUAAAAAGACUAUCUGGUUUCCUCACAGGACUAGGGCUGCUGUGGAAUUUUUUUGUUGUUUUAAAAGGACGUAGGCAAAUGCUGACUAGUCUGCAGUCCCAGUCACAAUACAUAGCUUUUGGUCAAGGGCAAAAAAAACCUAUUUUCACAUGGAACACUGGAUUAUAUAAACCAGGUCAAGGACUGCUUUCAGCAUUUUCUCCUAGACUCUUUACCAACCGCCUCUGUGUAUUCUCAAAGCCUUAGCAGAAUUGCUAAUUCUUUGUCCCUAAACAUCCUCAUCUUCUUUCCAAUUUAAUUUUAAUAUCAUUCAUUUUUAACACCAAAUGCAUUUAUUUUCUGAAAGUGGUUCUUAGUUCAUAAUUCAGAUUCCAUGAUUUGUUUAGUGGAACAAAGAGAAAACUAGUAUAUUUGCACAAUCCUAGUCCACAUGUAAAAUGUCCGUACGUUCGAUUUUGCUUUAUUGUAAGCCUGGUCAUUCCAUAUUCCAGUAAACAGUGUUAGUUUUCUCUAAGCUGUUUUACUUAAAAUGUAUUAGAUUGCUGGAGUAAACUAGCUAUUUUUUGGUCAAUAAUAAUUGAAAGCCUUUCUAUUGCAUCUGACUAUUGCCAUGACUGAUAUAGCUUUUUCUAGACAAAAACAUCCCUGCUGCUGUCUUUCCUACCUGGCUGCUUAUUUUCUUCAUAUUUCCUAGGCCCAGUUAAACCUCUUUCACUUGUAAGAACUGGCUGGCAUCCCAUUCAAGCCCCAGACCUUGUUUCUUGUAAUUGUUCUCUUGCAGUUUAUUCUUCUCUAGGAGUGACUGAAAGUGGGAUAUUGUAAUCUCCUGGUCUCCCUCAGUACAAAAAUGUCUCCGCUUAUGCUACAUUUUCUAUACCAACUAUACAGUACAUCCUCUUUUUAUGCAAGCAGUAAAACUAUGAAAAACAGGAGGGAUUCAGGACCAAUGCAGAGUAUGAACAACUAAAUCUUGCAUAAAAUUAAAUCAAUCAUUAUGUAAAUCAGGUUCCAGUUUACUGAAUUAUUAUCAGUUUUGACUAGAAAGACAAUGUAGAAAAGAACAUUUAUUUUGGGAAAGCUCCUACUUUGAUCAAAGACAAAUUUAAAAAUAUAGUAAUUCUUUUCUACAAAUCUGAGGUUGCAAUAUCAAAACAAGGGGCCAAAUAUUCAAGAGCUGUGAUUAUUACAAGAUUUUAGAUUUUUUUAUGUUCUUUACAGGUUAACCUUUGGAAAGGUGGAAAAUGUUUCAAAUAUGAAUUGCAGUUGGAAAGUAUUUACAAAUCCUUUGAUUUUUUAAAAUGUUUUUUUUUUUAAUUCAUACUCAAUUCAUUUCAUAUGUUUGAAGCAUUUUGUUUUCCAAGCAUUAUUUAAAGACCUUGACUAAGUGGGUAACUGUUUACGAUAGGAGUACAAAUGUUUUGGCAACAAGAGAGAAAAAGAAUUAUAACUGGCAAAACAAAAUGUUCAGAUAGGGAAAUGGGCUUUGUAUAACAUUCCUUCAAAGUGCACAAGAGCUGAGUAUAAAUUUGAAAAAAAUAGCAUGUAGAAAACACAGCAAUAUUUUAACAUACUUUACUUUAGGCAUUAUAAAUCUGAUGUCCUGCUGCAGCAUUGCUUAUCAGUUAUGAAAAUAACACCUUCAGUUAACAUAACAGCUGAAUAUUUGUCUUUUUUUUGUUACUGACAGCCAAUGUGAAGUUUAACAGAAUCUGAUUUUUUUCUGCUGCAGCAUGUUUUUUUCGUAGCUCUUUAGAAUUGUGCACUAGACAUUAGAGCUGUGGCUUCUAGAACUUUGCGUAUGCCCAAUAUUAUAUGCCAGGUUCCUAAUGUGAUGCUAAAAUAUUCCAGGAUAUGAUGUAACUCGUAUAAAAUAUGGGCACGGAGAACUGAUUAGAGCUCUUGACAAGAGGCUUGUAGGAUCUUAGGUGGGACACUGCUGCUGUUCCCUUGAGCAAAACACUUGACUCAGGUUGCCCCAUUAAGUACCCUGGUAUAUAAAUUGAUCUCCAGAUCCUAGUCAUAAAUGAAACUGUCUUCUCAAGUAAUGUUUAUGGGUAAGUAAAGAAUUAAAUAAACCCUUUUUUUUUUCAAAAUAUGCCCUGGCUAACAUAACCACAAAUCAGCUGCAUUUAACUGGUCAACUUACAAGAUACGUAAAUCAGUCCAACAUCCACAUUUCGAGAGCUACCCACUCUUCUCUCCCAUUGCAUUACUAUGCAUCUCCAUAAACUGUUUUUAUUUUGAAAUGCUUUAUAUUGAUAAUUUGAUGGCUAAUUGAUUUCACAUAGCAUACUGUAUGUAUUGAGUCUGAAACACAGUCAUUGGAAUCUUAACUCACCAAUUGGUUACAAUCUGAUUUACAAUAUUAGUAUUAGGGAUGCAUUGAUGGGCUGAAAUGCAGUCCCUAUUAGGUGAACAAAAACAAUUGUUGCCUUUAGCAGAUAGAGAACAUUCUCACACACACCCCAUACUUUAACUUAAUUUACGUAAUUUGCAUUUUGUCUCCCUCUCCCUGUUCGAAAAUAUGAAAGUCCUAAAUGCUGACUGAGGCAAUACAAUUUGGCAUAACAAGUACAAAUGUUGCAAAUGAUUUGAUGUUUUGCUUGUAAAUCCAGACGGUAAUUUCUCAGAUGUGGAAAUCUGAGCUGACAGUUUCAUUUACAGUUGUGCACCUUAUAGAGUUGCAGGCAUAAGUAUUGUUACCCUCUGUAAGUUUGUCAGGUUGAGUCAGUGUCCAGAUAACUUUGAAAAUAUACAAAGAAUGAAUAAAUAUAGUGAUAACAAACAUUUAUUAAACUAAACAUAUUAGUAUGAAAAUUUCAAAAUUUGCUUUUUAACACCAUUUAUUUAAGAUAAGAUAAGAUGUUAUUGUCCCCUGGGGGAAAUUCUUUUAUGGACACCCAGCAGUCCAUAUUUAGACGGUAGUUGAGAAUUGUUUUGGUUCAAAUCCAUUCAGAUUUUAAAACUUUUUUUUAACAUUUAUUCUUCCCAGAACCGCAAAUCAGCACUAAUUUUUAUCAUCAAGCAAAAAUUAAGUCUGCAGGAUCUUUGAAUAUCUGGCCCAUUGUUAUGUGUGCUAAACCAAUGUUUUAAACAGUAGAAUAUGAAAUAGACUCCAGAAUAAAAUGACAUUUGUGACACAUAUUGGUCAUGCGGAAAUAAACAAGGGGUUCUUAAGUGUCUUGUGCUUAAUAAU
Messenger RNA from Lepisosteus oculatus (spotted gar), 8900 nucleotides. RefSeq names its product adenylate cyclase 3a (gene adcy3a). Lineage: Eukaryota; Metazoa; Chordata; Actinopteri; Semionotiformes; Lepisosteidae. The record is from RefSeq and is a predicted model, not a curated record. Gene Ontology annotation, biological process: adenylate cyclase-activating G protein-coupled receptor signaling pathway; intracellular signal transduction; cAMP biosynthetic process. Gene Ontology annotation, molecular function: adenylate cyclase activity. Gene Ontology annotation, cellular component: plasma membrane.